Molecule: messenger RNA, 762 nt
Organism: Xenopus laevis (African clawed frog)
Lineage: Eukaryota; Metazoa; Chordata; Amphibia; Anura; Pipidae
Gene: dnal1.L
Product: dynein, axonemal, light chain 1 L homeolog
Exons: 8
Coding region: 46-624 (192 amino acids)
Biological process (GO): outer dynein arm assembly
Cellular component (GO): cytoplasm; axoneme
Molecular function (GO): alpha-tubulin binding; dynein heavy chain binding
Source: RefSeq, marked provisional
CCGUUUCCUAGCAACCGCAAGAGCAACUCUCGCAGCAAAGCUAUCAUGGCAAAAGCAACAACCAUAAAGGAGGCUUUGGCUAAAUGGGAGGAAAGAACUGGGCAAAAGGCAGGGGAGGCAAAGGAGGUGAAGCUGUAUGCCCAAAUACCACCCCUCGAGAAAAUGGAUGCAUCUUUAUCUACUCUUGUUAAUUGCGAAAAGCUAUCACUUUCCACCAACUGCAUUGAGAAAAUUGCCAACUUAAAUGGGCUAAAAUAUCUCAAAAUACUAUCUUUGGGUAGAAACAACAUAAAAAAUUUAAAUGGAUUGGAAGCUGUUGGGGAAACCUUAGAAGAAUUGUGGAUCUCUUAUAACUUGAUUGAGAAGUUGAAAGGAAUUCACGUAAUGAAAAAACUUAAAGUACUCUAUAUGUCCAACAAUUUGGUUAAAGAUUGGGCGGAGUUUUCUAAGCUUGGAGAGUUGCCAUUACUUGGAGAUAUUGUAUUUGUGGGGAACCCACUUGAAGAAAAGCACACCGCCGAAGGUAACUGGAUGGAAGAGGCAGUUAAACGUCUCCCAAAGCUGAAGAAAUUGGACGGCAAUCCAGUCAUUAAACAAGAGGAAGAAGAAGGAGACGAAUCCUAGCGCUUAUACCAGUAUUUUUACCUUUAAUUUAUUGAAAUGGAAAUCACUUGUGGCUCUAGAUUCAUGUAUUUCUCAAGAGUUUAUAUGCACCGUAUUCAUUAAUGCAGAAAUCCAGAUAAAGGUUUUUUUUUGUUCACA